CAGUGGCACACUCGGGCGAUAGUCGCAACGCGUACGCCGCAGAGGUCAGACCGAGCAACGCGCGCGCGCUUGUUUCAUGUCCGUGUUCAAGACAUUCGUGGCGCUGGCCAUCGCCUGGCUGAGCGUGACUGCCCACUGCGAUAGCGAUUCGUAUUACGAGAAAUAUUAUGCCGCGCGACGCUUUGUGCCGCUCAAGCGCAACGCGCCGCUGACGUUCAACUUCACCCUAACGCUGUCCCAGCGCGAUGAGCUAGCGCCGCACGAGCGACCCGCUCUGGUUGGCAAUCUGGCCGCUUUGGGCAGCUGGCAGGCGGAUCGCGCUGUGCUCCUGAACCGCACGGCCGUGCACAAUGUCUGGAUGGGAUCCGUGUUGCUGCCACAAAACAGCAGCGUUGAGUACCGUUACUUUGUGGCAGCCGUGGGACGUGCCGGCGGCGUACAGGUGCGUCGCUGGGAGUCGCAUAUCCACGCGCAUGCCUUCAACACCACGAAGCUGCCAGGCAAUCGCAGCGACGAGCUGGGCACCAUCGAUGGCCAGCGGCAGCUGAGCCGCGGCUGGCUGCAGACCUCCGGCUCCAUUGUGCAGUUCAAGGUGUUCCGAAAGGCUUUGCGAUUGGAGGAGCAAACGGCGCCCAGCGGCGCAGCCCUGCGUCUGCGCGUGCAGCCAGUGCAUCCCGACAGUCUGUCGCCCAUUCUCAGCUCCGCCUCAGCCAACGUGGAGUACGCGCGCAUGGUCUACGCAGAGAGCCAGCUGCGUGCCCAGCCGGAGUACGGCGUGCCCUAUGAUGCCAGCAACGACCUGCUCAUGUUCCAUGUGACGCUCGACCAGCUACAGCAGGUGGCCUACCAGCUGGAGGUCUAUGGCGAGCAGCAGGACCUGGUGCGCCUGCUGGGCUACGUGCACCUGCAGCCCGGCGCGCUGACUGGCAGCGAGGGCAACCUGACGCUGCAGCUGCUAUCGCCCGUGUGGCAGCGCGUCGUUGGCGAGCUGCAGCUGCAGUAUCUGCUGGUGCGUCCCAUGGUCAAUGGCAGCGCAGAUUUUCGCACCAGCUUCGUCAACUAUUGGCGUGGCAAUUGGACGGCGCUGGAGAUCGGCCAUCGCGGGCUGGGCAAGAGCCUGACGCUGCCCUCGACGACGGCGGCGCCGCUCAUCGAGAACACGCUCUCCUCCUUGCUGGGCGCCGGCGAGCUGGGCGCCGAUCUUAUCGAGUUCGAUGUGCAGCUGACCAGCGAUCUGGUGCCCAUCAUUCAUCACGACUACUCGAUACGCGUCUGCAUCGACUCGAAGACGCCGACCAGCAAGAACGACCUGACCGAGGUGCUGCUCAAGGACAUCACCUACGAGCAGCUGAAGCAGCUCAAGACCUACCAGAUCGUGAACAACAAGAUCAUCGAGUAUCCGGCGCACAGCAAUGUCGAGGAGGUCGAGCAGCGUCUGUUCCCCACGCUGCAGGACCUCUUCGAGCGGGUGCCCCACACCGUUGGCUUGGACAUCGAAAUCAAGUGGCCACAGCUGAAGUCCAACGGCCUCAACGAGAGCGAGCAGACGAUUGACAAGAACUUGUUCGUGGACCGCAUACUGGAGGUGGUGCAGCGACAUGGCUGCGGCCGCCUCAACAUCCUGAAGAGCUUCGACGCGGACCUGUGCACGAUGCUGCGCUUCAAGCAGAACAUGUAUCCGGUGCUGUUCCUGACCAGCAGCAAGGAGAACGCCUUCGCCGAUCCGCGCACCGCCAACGUCGAGCAGAGCAUCAACUUUGCCCAGGCCAUGGACCUGGCUGGCAUUGUGCCCAAUGCCGUGUUCUUCAAAGCUGAGCCCACUCUGGUGGAGCGGGCCAAGGCACAGCUGCCGCUGCUGCUGCUCUGGGGCGCUGAUCUAAAGGAUCGCGACUCGAUCGAUUGGUUCCUGCAGCUGGGACCCACCGGUGUCAUCUACGAUCGCAUGGACCUCUGGCUGCCGCCGCUCAAGUCGAGCGCCUUCGAGCUCGAGCUGGAUUUGCCCGGCUUCUUUCAAUUACAGUGUGCGCCCGCUACAAAGCAACGCGCCGCCAAUGCCACCAUCGAGAGUAUUCUGAGCAAUGUAAACGUUCUAUAGAUUCCAUUUAAGUACUUUGCACUUUAAUGCCAAGCAAUAAAGCGAGAAAGAAGAAGAAACCAACAAAAAAA
Messenger RNA from Drosophila hydei, 2166 nucleotides. Its product is annotated as glycerophosphocholine phosphodiesterase GPCPD1. The transcript has a single exon. The record is from RefSeq and is a predicted model, not a curated record. Gene Ontology annotation, molecular function: starch binding; glycerophosphocholine phosphodiesterase activity. NCBI's taxonomy places the organism in Eukaryota, Metazoa, Arthropoda, Insecta, Diptera, Drosophilidae. Gene Ontology annotation, biological process: glycerophospholipid catabolic process. The coding region runs from base 77 to 2095 and encodes 672 amino acids.